AUGCAUUUAUUGGUUAAGCGUUAAAUUUAUGUUUCAUUUGGCGAGUUUAUUAAAUGUGUCGAUUAGUUAUCGAAUAAGGAAUUUCGAAAGAAUGUUUAUAAAGAAAUUAAGAGACUUAAAAGUGUUUUACACGUCAGCCAGUCGGUACAUUCGACAACAUUCGUUCUGUGACGAAUGAAUUAGCCGUAGGCAACAUAACCUAAAUAUCUCGCCCAUGAUACAGAUAUACAGAGUGUUUUGUUUGGCUUUUUAGAUUUCUAAAUAUUAAACGUUUUUGUAAAUAGUAUCUUAUAACAAACACUUGAGUGAAUUGCACGGUUGAAAUCGUUUUAUUCGUCUACAUCAUAUUGAUUUUUAUUCAUAACCACGUGGGAUAAUAAUACAAGUGCAACACACGUGGCAUUGGUUAAGAGAAUAUGUCGGAAUCACACGAUGUUGUCGGGAAGAAACGAAAGAAGAAGCGUUCUCACAUGCAAAUGGCUAAAAAAUUCGCCCGUCAGAGAUACAGCGGUAAUGAACUAGACAAGGACACCUAUCAAUAUUUGAUACGCGUUCUCGAGCUGAUGCGUACAGGAUUUCCUACAUCUGAGGAGAAGAUGAUGUAUGUGCAUAACGUCUAUCAAGAAACUGUAGGACACGAAGUUGAAUAUGCACAAAAUCAAGUUGGUUCACGUGUCAUGGAUUCUCUAUUGAAGUAUGUUGACUUGGAGACCAUUCAGAGGCUGGUGAAGGUGUUUGAGUCCUUUCUGAGGAAAUUGAGCAGCGACAGAUUCGCCAGUCAUGUCCUGCAAAAGAUAAUAGUGGUCUGCGCUGACAGAGGCAACAAGGUAUCUAAUACGUCAAUCACAGACAACGCUACUGUUAAUAAAGCAAGCACAGAAUCAGGGGACAGUGUUGCUGAUGCUGUUGUAGAAGUUAAGUGUUCUGAAAUAAUGGUUUACAAUAAUAUUGUGCUAAAGCUAAGCCGAUACUAUAUUAAUAACAUGGAAGAAUUUGUAUUUGAUACUUAUGCUAAUCAUAUCCUAAGAACAGUCAUAGAGUGUCUAGCAGGACUGAUUGAAGAUGCUGACAGCGAAGGUAAUAAGAAGUCUGUACCAUGCCUUGCAAACAGACGUCCUGUAAUACAAGAAUAUAGAGAUUUAUUGGUACAAAGCUGUGAUCGACUACAAAAGUGGCCACAGUUUCUCGAGUUUGGACAAGAUGAAAUUACUUCUGGUUUAGUACAAUGUGUCCUGUAUUCAUUGAAAGAUGUUGAUCAGGAUUUAACAAGUUCUAUAAUCAAGAAGAUUAGCAAAAAAUGUUUUAAAUCUGGAGAAGAUGAGAAACUAUCAAACAUAUUCAACGCAGAAUGCUCCAUCAGACUAUUGGAAGUUUGUUUGAUGGUAGCACCACCAAAGAGCUUCAAAAAACUAUAUGAGACAUUCUUUGCAGGUAAUUUGAAACACUUGUGUUUAACACAGAGCACUAAUUUCAGCGUACAAAAAUUACUGGAUCAUUGCACCAGCAAGGAAGAACUGGAAAUAAUAUUCGAUGAAGUGUCAGAAUAUUUUCCGGAAAUUCUCAAGCGAGGUUUCACCGGGAUACUGGCCAGCACUGGAAACGCAUGCUUGAGGUUGCAGACGAAACAAGGCGCAUUUGUCAAUGCUAUAAUCAAGUUACUAGAAUGCGGCACAUCCACGCAAGAUCAGAUGCAGCUUGUACCAUGUACGGUAACUCUAAAGAAUCCGGCUCAAUUAAAAACUUUGCCAAACAAUCAACAGCCACCUUUCAACUUACACGGAAGUCUGAUGAUACAAGCGAUGCUGCGUUUCAACAAACCCAUCAGGAUUGUAAACUCUAUAUUAGAGAUGAACAAUGAGGAGUUGCUGCGCUUAUUCGGUGAUCCGAAAGGCAGUAGAAUUCUCGACGCUUUCAUAGACAGCAAAUAUAUUGGCGAGAAGAGUUGUGAGAAAUUAUUUAAAAAGCUACGCGGUACUUGGGCUGAGUUAGCUAAAAGCACGCAUGGAUCUAGAUGCUUGGAUAAGAUGUGGGCAUGGGCGCGCAUGAAUCAGAAACUCAUCGUUAUGGAGGAGUUGGCCGCAGCCGGAGAAUCUUUGCGAUUAACCAAAUCCGGAAGGAUCAUAUACACAAAGUUGAACGUGCCAUUAUUCCAGAGAAGUAAGAAAGAUUGGUCGGAGUCGCAAGGAAAAGAGGAGAAGACCAGAGCACUGUUUGCAGAUAUUACUGGGAAUGUUUCUGGAAAAUAAUAAUUCGUAAUAUUGUAAUAUCAAUUCUCUCACGCGUAUAUUAUAUUUAUCGGAUGUAUGAUAAUCUAUAUAUUCAAUAUAUAUCAUUUUUUAUCAAAUAUCACAUUUAUCUUUGUUAUUUGCGAAAAGUGGAGAGAUCUUUAAAAUGAUACUAAAUAUAGAAGAAAGUAAAGUAGAUGCAUUAUAUCAUGUACCUGCAAAAAAUAUCACGAUACGUUAUUAAAAAUUAAUACAUUAAAA
Odontomachus brunneus is the source of this 2486-nucleotide messenger RNA. RefSeq names its product nucleolar protein 9. The record is from RefSeq and is a predicted model, not a curated record. Gene Ontology annotation, biological process: endonucleolytic cleavage to generate mature 5'-end of SSU-rRNA from (SSU-rRNA, 5.8S rRNA, LSU-rRNA); endonucleolytic cleavage in 5'-ETS of tricistronic rRNA transcript (SSU-rRNA, 5.8S rRNA, LSU-rRNA); endonucleolytic cleavage in ITS1 to separate SSU-rRNA from 5.8S rRNA and LSU-rRNA from tricistronic rRNA transcript (SSU-rRNA, 5.8S rRNA, LSU-rRNA). Gene Ontology annotation, cellular component: preribosome, small subunit precursor; 90S preribosome; nucleolus. Lineage: Eukaryota; Metazoa; Arthropoda; Insecta; Hymenoptera; Formicidae. Gene Ontology annotation, molecular function: RNA binding. The transcript has 2 exons. The coding region runs from base 417 to 2246 and encodes 609 amino acids.